ACAAAUGCCAGUUGUUUUUUUGUAGAGUCAAACCUGUGACAAAUCGUGUGCCGGGGUGGGUCAGAGUUUCAGGUGAAAAAGGAGGGUUAUACAAGCAGUCUGCCUCAGCCUAAGGCAGGUUUAUUGACUCCGGCAUUCAAGGCAACAUAUACAUACACACGAGAACACAUUGACCAUUCUGGUUUCAUACAUUCAUAAGUAAAGAGGCUCUAUCCAUAUACAGAGCUGAACCUGACGGCUGGGAGAGAUCGCUGUGUUACUGACGGAAAUCACUGUCCGCCUGUGGAUAUAAUCGCUGGACCACCUGCUGCUCGCCGAUGUCCGACUAGAAGAAAUGGGUACAUGCCACUUUGCGCUGCAUAGAAGGCCACAAAAGUCUUUGGACCAUGCCCUACUAUCUCUUCUAUUCCUGCUGUCUCACAUGGCAAUGUACACCUUCACAACAAAUGCAACUACAACACCACCCCCAGGAGUACAGACCAUGAGUACAGCAACAACAGCACACCAGGUUAUAACGUCAGGUUUAGUGACCACGAAUCUAACAACAAAUUCAGUAAUAAACACUAGCAGCACAACUUCCCUGACCAUACAGACCAGAGCUACUACUAAUACUACAGCAGUUCUAACAACAAAUUCAGUAGCAAACAAUAGCACCACAACUGCUAUAUUCCUGCAGAUCAAUGCUACUGGUACUACAACAGAAACGAAGAAGCCAUCAAGCACUUCAGAAGUGAACACAACCCCCAUAACUACUGCCACCCCGCUGGUCACAGAUUUUGUCAAUGCAACAAAUGGUUUAGUGAGCCAGAAUCUAACAACAAAUUCUGUAGCGAACACUAGCACAACAACUGUCAUGAUCCUGCAGAUCACUGCUACUGGUAAUACUACAGCAGGAACCGAGAAACCAUCAAACACUUCAGAAGUGAACACAACCCCAAUAACUACCGCCACUCCGCUGGUCACAGAUUUUAGCAAUGCUACAAAUGGUUUAAUGAGCCAGAACCUAACAACAAAUACAGCAGCGAACACUAGCACUACAACUGCCUUGAUCCUGAAUAUCACUGCUACUAGUAAUACUACAGCAGAAACUGAGAAACCAUCGAACACUUCAGAAGUGAACGCUACUCAAAUAACUACCAUCACCCCACUGGUCACAGAUUUCUCUCAUGCUACAAAUGGUUUAAUGAGCCAAAACCUAACAACAAAUACAGCAGCGAACACUAGCACUACAACUGCCUUGAUCCUGAAUAUCACUGCUACUAGUAAUACUACAGCAGCAAACUGGCCAGUGCAUUGCAACUUCUCUCGAAACUGUGAUAAUGAUUCUGUGUACUAUUGGAUGACAAUCAGUGUUGAAGUUAAUGGAUCUCAGACUGAGGAAAAUAUAUCUGCAUGGCUGCAGAAUCUGUUCAACAAUGAAAAUGAAUGUAGUCCUACACUUCCCACUGUUACACCCAGUGGUUCUACAUACAGCAUUAACAUUACACAAAAUGUCAGCUUAAUUACUCCAAGUCUGUUAAUCAAUGGGACACUUGAAAACGGCAGUGUGUCAAACGGAAGUGAAACCUCUACAAAUAUAUUCAAGAAUUUGACAGUUAUAUGUGUGAAUAAGACUGAUAUAAGGCAGACCACAUGCACUGUAUUGUUGCAAUUAUCACAACCAACCAAUACAUGCUGCAUUAUACAAACCGUGAGCACUGCCCAGAGUAAAUCAUCCAUCAAGGCCUCAGUAGUUGGAGACAGUGUAGAGCAAGUUGUAAAAGGGAUCUGUCAUAGCAGUACUGCAGGAUCGGUAGUUGGAAGCUUUGAGAAGUGCAAUGGUUCUUUUAGCCCUGAUGUUCCCUGCAAUUCAAAUGCCACUGUUAAUGUGUCAUGCAAUGGAAACAGUGAAACGGCAUAUGUUUCCCUUACCAUUCCAGACCAAAUAAACUCCACGUUUGAAAACAAUACAUACACUUGUAACUGUUCCUCCUAUUGCAGCGGGACAGCUGCCUAUUAUCUUGUGGAUUUUCAGACUUCAGACUUCAAUUUUAAUAUAACGCAAAUAUUAAGAAAUCCCACAUGUAACAUCACUGAUCCUGAUUGCCAGGUUUUGAAGAAGCUGUCUCAAAUCUAUGAAAAGUCUACUAUGACCUGUGAUACAAGCCUGCAACGAUGCACCAUUAUUUUAAAACUAAGCAAGCCCAUAGACGUGUGUUCACUCAGCACAGCACUACUGGGUACAUUUCAAAACCAGAACAUCAUGGUUAUUAAUGGAACUGUCACCAGAGUGGCCAUAUGCAGCUGGAAAUACGAUCUAAAUACAGAUCUUUUGCAACCAGACAUAUUGCCCAUGCCCAUAUUUUCUGAUGUCUGUUCAGUUGGACGAGAAAACAUUAUUUUAAAUUACUGCAAAAAAGGAACAAAUGUAGCUGUACCUCUGAUGGCGACAUGCAACACAAUCCCAGGUAAUUCUGCCUCCACGAGCAUGCCACCAUCAACUGCAAACAGCAACAUAACUACAGCCUCUGAUACGGCUACCUUGACUAUAUCAGGCUCCACAGACUCAUCAACCAGUGCAGAAGCAACAGCUGAAGGUCUUCUGAAUCUAAGCAGGAAUGCAUCUUCUCUAAACUCCACACAGAUACAGCAGAUCUUAUCUCUGCUAGAGUCAGUUCUUUCUGGGCCCACAAUUAGCUUGGCUUUGGGAAACUUGUCUAUCAACAUUGUCAGCAGUCUUAUAGAUGCACCUCCUAAUGUACUGGCAUCCAGUUCCAACAGGAUCAUUGGCAUUGUGGAUACUGUUGGCUUGAAGCUGGUUGUGCAAGGACAAACUCAAACUAUUCUCUCUCCGUCUGUGGCUCUGGCAGUGAAAUUGCUUAAGGGGUCCAUUUUUCCAGAGACCACAUUCAUUAUCAGUGAUCCCUCCAACUUGCAGAUUGACCCCAAGAUGAAGGGGACUGAGCCCAGCUCUCCUCAGGGUUCCAUAACUCUUCCUGCUUCCCUCACAGAGAACCUCACUUCUCAGGAACAGCAAUUGGCCUCAAGAGUACAGUUUAAUUUCUAUCAGAAGACCACUCUUUUCCAGGAUAAGGCAUUAAACAUGAGCCGACUGAUCAGUGGGGUUCUUGGCUCCACUGUGGCUAACUUGUCCAUCUCUAAUUUGAGAGAACUAAUAGUUUUUACCUUGAACACAGAAACUUUUCCCGUUAACUCGUCGCGUUUAUGUGUAUUUUGGAAGUUCGACUUAAAUGGUGGCUCUGGUGGCUGGAGCACAGACGGCUGCAUAGUACUGAACUAUACUAAAACUGAGACGAUUUGUGGCUGUAACCAUAUGACCAGCUUUGGUGUGCUCUUGGACCUUUCCAGAGGCAAGAUAAACAGUCCUUUACAGAACAUCAUCCUAACCUACAUUACCUAUAUUGGCUGUGGCAUCUCUGCCAUUUUUCUCUCUGUCACCCUGAUGACUUAUCUGGCAUUUGAGACACUGCGUAAAGAUAUUCCAUCAAAAAUUGUAAUCCAGCUAUGUUUGGCUUUGCUUCUGUUGAACCUGACAUUCCUAUUGGAUGCUUGGCUGGCCCUGUACCCAAAUAUUUUGGGUCUUUGCAUCUCCACUGCUUUCUUUUUGCACUACUUCCUGUUGGCAUCUUUUACUUGGAUGGCCAUGGAGGCUAUCCAUAUGUACAUGGCCCUUGUUAAAGUUUUCAAUACCUAUGUGUCCCGCUUCAUGGUCAAAUUAGGACUCGCUGGCUGGGGUAUUCCUCUAAUUGUGGUCAUUAUAGUCAUCGCUAUUGAUAAAAACAAUUAUGGACUAGUGUCUUAUGGGAAGUUUGAAGAUGGAACCUCAGAUGAAUUUUGCUGGCUUAAGAAUGAUACAGCCUACUAUGUUGCAGUGGUGGCAUACUUUUGUGUUUGUUUCCUACUGAACCUUAGCAUGUUCAUUGUGGUAAUGGUUCAGCUUUGUCGCAUUAAAAGGCAAAAUCCACAUAAUCUACAGCAUCGCAGUAUCCUACAGGACCUGCGGAGUGUGGCAGGUCUUACUGUUCUUCUCGGCCUCACUUGGGGAUUUGCCUUUUUUGCCUGGGAUGCUGUCAAUCUGCCUUUUAUGUACCUGUUUGCCAUCUUUAACACACUGCAAGGCUUCUUCAUUUUUGUGUUCCAUUGUGCUGUGAAAGAGAACGUCAGAAGACAGUGGAGACUACACCUGUGCUGUGGAAAUCUGAGGCUAGUUGAAAACUCAGACUGGAGCCACACUGCUACACAGAGGAUUAGGAAAUCCACCGUAAACAGAAUUGCUUCUUCAUUCAGAUCAGUGAAAUCAUCCAAGUCCAACAACUCAUCUAGUACCUUCUUAGUCACUGACAGCUCAGGAUUAGACAGGUCAAUGGGUAUUGGCAGCCCAUUAGAUGACCGUGAAAUCACAGAGCAGGAGGAACCCAGUUCAGAUGUUGUUCUGAAUGAGAUUAACCACAGGUACAGGAGCCAGAGAUCCCUCUGACCUAAAAUGCAACAAUAAAAACUAUGUUGUAAUUUAA
Molecule: messenger RNA, 4514 nt
Organism: Clarias gariepinus (North African catfish)
Lineage: Eukaryota; Metazoa; Chordata; Actinopteri; Siluriformes; Clariidae
Product: adhesion G-protein coupled receptor G2
Exons: 40
Coding region: 335-4477 (1380 amino acids)
Biological process (GO): adenylate cyclase-activating G protein-coupled receptor signaling pathway; cell surface receptor signaling pathway
Cellular component (GO): membrane
Molecular function (GO): G protein-coupled receptor activity
Source: RefSeq, a predicted model, not a curated record